AUGAGAUUAUUGAAGAUAUUUCUAAUUUUCAUUCAUCUAACACAAUCAUUUAUCUUAAAAAAGUUAAAAUGGGAAGAAAAAACUAAUAAAAAAAAAUUUCAGUUGUUUAAAACUAGAUAUUUCAGAAAGUGGAAAUCAAUACCAUAUAUAAGAGAUUCAGGAGAAAAUCAUUUGAAGGAAUUAACAAGAGAAAGAGUUAGAUUAAGUAAACAUACAGUAAAUCCAGUAACGUUAGGUGCAAACUUUUUAUUUAUAUGUAAUUUAGAUAAUAGAUUAUCAUCUAAAGAUGUAACUCACUUUUUUAAUUAUUUUAUUGGAAAUGAUAACUGUGUAGCUAGAAUUAAAAAAAAUAGAUUUACAG
This is a messenger RNA of Plasmodium gallinaceum, 361 nucleotides long. Its product is annotated as RNA-binding protein, putative. The record is from RefSeq and is a predicted model, not a curated record. Lineage: Eukaryota; Apicomplexa; Aconoidasida; Haemosporida; Plasmodiidae. The annotation marks the transcript as partial. The transcript has 2 exons.